ACAUUCAUAAAAUAUACAUGCAUGUUUACCCCAUAAAAGAGAAGAACAAAAGGAGAGUAUAAGAAGUGUGCAGGAAUAACAAAUUUAAGCACACCAAAAUGAUGAGGUUUGUGCCAAGAACCUCUAUGUUCUUAGCUUUCUUUUGCUUCAUGCAUCCUCUGGUCUUCUCUAAGCUACAUUCGAGCCAAACCACUGUUAUGAUCUCAAUUUCUCUGCAACUUAAUAGCACACAAUUGCCAUGGGAUGUCGCCAAGGAGCCAAACCCAUGUUUGUGGAAAGGUGUCAGUUGCAGCCCCCCUAACAACAGCUCCAUAAUCUCACUUUCUUUAUAUGGGUUUGGUCUUUCUAGCUCUGACUUUCUGAGUGAGGUGUGCAGGAUUGAUUCUUUGCAGUCUCUGAACCUGUCCAACAACUUUUUGGAAAGUAUCUCAGAUGGGUUCUUCAAUGGUUGUGGAGGGAUUGAUGGGUUGGAGGUGUUGGAUUUUAGCAGGAACAGGUUGGUUGGUUCUUUGCCUGCUUUUCAAAAUUUUGUUGGACUUGAAGUCUUGGAUUUGUCUUUUAAUAAUUUGAGUGGAGAGAUUAAUUCACAGUUGAGUCAGUUGGUUUCACUCAAAAGUUUGAAUCUUAGUGUCAAUGAAUUCAGUGGGUCUGUUCCUACUCAGCUAGGAAAAUCUUUUGUUUUGGAACAACUUCAGCUGUCUAAGAAUUUGUUCCAUGGUGAAAUUCCUGUAGAAUUGCUGACAUAUAAGAAUUUAACCCUCAUUGAUCUUGGUGAUAAUGAUCUUACUGGCUCCAUUCCUGUAGCUAUUGGUAGCCUAUCCAAGCUGCAAUUCUUGUUUUUGUCAUCCAAUAGAUUGAGUGGAAAAAUCCCCAAAUCCAUUUCAAGUAUCAGCACCCUGCAGUGGUUCGCAGCUAAUCAGAACAAUUUUGUUGAAGUUCCUGUUGGGAUUACAAGAUAUAUCAAAAUUUUAGACCUUAGCUAUAAUAAAUUGUCUGGGUUGAUUCGAUCUGACCUUUUGUCACAGCCAAGCUUGCAGCACGUGGAUUUGUCUUAUAAUUUGUUACAUGGAAGACUACCUGAAAUUAUGCCUUCGAGGAGCUUGGUAAGGCUGAGAUUGGGAAGCAAUUCACUCAACAGCUCAAUCCCUACAACACUGGCAACACUUAAGAACUUGGCUUACUUGGAGCUGCAAAACAAUAGCUUAUCUGGGUCCAUACCUCCGGAAUUGGGUGCCUGCCAGAAUUUGUUGCUAUUGAACUUGGCUCAGAAUGACAUAAAUGGGGCACUGCCAGCGGAACUGGGCCAUUUAACCAAGCUUCAAGUUAUGAAGCUUCAGCAAAACAAAUUCUCAGGCGAGGUUCCUGAUUCCCUAGUUAGAUUGUUGUCACUAACGCAGCUCAUACUUUCCAAUAACCAGCUCUCUGGGGUUCUUCCUCAGUUCAGCAAGCAUCUUGUGGUCAACAUAAGUGGAAAUCCACAUCUAAUAAAGAAUGAAACGCGACCACCAAACACUUCUCCGGAAUCGGAGAAGAAGAAAGCAUCGGUGACGUGGACGAUUGUUGUUGGAGUUGAGGCUUUCAUCUGCCUCCUCUUCGGCAUCUUGUGUCUGUUUUUCCAUUUCCUCUUCCCAGAUAAAUCAAAGGGGAACCAGGGAAGAAGCCAUAUCAUAACUUUUUCCAAUUUUUCCUUAAGUAGGGAACAACGAAUUCCAUAGCCGUAAAAUUUAGAAUAGGAAGCCGCCGCUCACAACAUGUAGACGAAAGACCAUUGAUCUUUUGUAUGCUCAAAUAAUUAACAUACUUUUUU
This is a messenger RNA of Rubroshorea leprosula, 1807 nucleotides long. NCBI's taxonomy places the organism in Eukaryota, Viridiplantae, Streptophyta, Magnoliopsida, Malvales, Dipterocarpaceae. The record is from the annotation of a GenBank genome assembly.